This is a messenger RNA of Pseudophryne corroboree (corroboree frog), 1330 nucleotides long. It is a transcript of the gene DECR1, whose product is annotated as 2,4-dienoyl-CoA reductase 1. Gene Ontology annotation, biological process: fatty acid beta-oxidation. Gene Ontology annotation, cellular component: mitochondrion. The transcript is spliced from 10 exons. The coding region runs from base 54 to 1067 and encodes 337 amino acids. Lineage: Eukaryota; Metazoa; Chordata; Amphibia; Anura; Myobatrachidae. The record is from RefSeq and is a predicted model, not a curated record. Gene Ontology annotation, molecular function: 2,4-dienoyl-CoA reductase (NADPH) activity.
AGUUGCAGGAUACUGAAGUGGCUCGUUGUCCUAGUGUGACCAGGUACGGGCAGAUGGCGGCGUUACUAUCAGCUGUUGGGCGCCAGGCAGUGCUCAGGACAACGGGAGCUGUUGCCGGGCUCAGGGUAUUCAGCCAUGGAACACCGGCGUUGUCAAGUGAGAACAAAGAAGCCCCUCAAGCAAAGUUUUUCCCAUCAUUUCAGACUGCAAUGCUGCCUCCUGAUACAUUCAAAGGAAAGGUGGCCUUUAUCACUGGAGGUGGCACUGGCCUGGGCAAAGGCAUGACAACAGCCCUGUCCAGGUUGGGAGCCGAAUGUGUUAUAUCCAGCAGAAAACUGGAUGUUCUAAAGGAAACUGCAGCAGAGAUCACAGCAGAAACUGGAAAUAAGGUCCAUGCUCUUCAGUGUGAUGUCAGAGAUCCAGAGUCUGUUAAGAAAGCUGUGGCAGAUCUCAUUCAAGUGGCAGGACAUCCGAAUGUUAUAAUAAACAAUGCGGCGGGGAAUUUUAUUUCUCCAUCUGAAAGACUUUCUGCUAAUGCCUGGAGAACGAUCACAGACAUUGUUCUUAAUGGCACAGCUUACGUAACUCUUGAGGUUGGGAAAGAGCUCAUUAAGGCAGGAAAAGGCGCCGCAUUCCUGGCUAUUACAACAAUCUAUGCAGAGAGUGGCUCUGGCUUUGUUGUUCCUAGUGCUUCUGCUAAAGCUGGCGUGGAGGCAAUGUGCAAAUCACUUGCAGGUGAGUGGGGAAGAUAUGGCAUGCGGUUCAAUGUUAUACAGCCUGGGCCCAUAAGAACCAAGGGUGCUUUUAGUCGCCUGGACCCCACUGGAGCCUUUGAAGCAGACAUGGUAAAGAGGAUCCCUUUGGGACGUUUGGGUACAGUAGGGGAAAUAGCGAAUCUGGCAGUGUAUCUCUGCAGUGACUACGCAAACUGGGUGUCUGGGGCGAUUAUAAGAAUGGAUGGUGGUGAAUAUGUGUCAAUGGCUGGAGAAUUUAAUAGUUUGACAAAGGUACCCAAUGAACAGUGGGACAUUAUGGAAAAAUUAAUCAGGAAAACAAAAGGCUCUUAACUACAUUUACUAUCAAAUCCCGAAAUUGUUCGAGGAGAACUAGGGGGAUGUAUUUGGAGCACUUAAUUUCAGUUCCCCCUAGCAGGUAUAUACAGAAUCAUUAUGUAGUCUGCAGCUGGUUAUGCCUUAAAAAAAAUGUAGCUUAACAAUUGUGAUCACCCAGAAUUUUUCAAGGAAGGGGUUACAACUGAAGAAGUCUUUGUAAGUAAUAAAAUGUAGAGCAUUAUUUUUUUUGUAUCUGAAAUAAAAAAAAGCAAAAAGUA